AUGAGGAGGUCACGUAGAAUUUUGAAAAAUCUAUUUUCGCCGCCAAAAAUCAAAUUUUAUUUCAAUUUCAGAUCUUCGCCCACAGUCCCAACUACGAACUCGAAUUCAAAUAUCAAGAAAAAUCGAGGCGGUUUGGACUUUUCGAUUUUAGAUGAAUCGGAAUCUGGUGUUGGAACAUCAGAAAAUAGUAUAUCUGAAAAUGAAGAAGAAGAUGAUGAAGAUGAGGAUUUUUAUGACACUGUGACCUCACCAGAAGAAUUCGAAUUAAAUGAUUCGCUUUCCGGAUUGACUGAAUAUUUCGCGAAAAGUUUGAGUUUGAAAUCACCACAAAGAGAAAAUGCGAAGAAAUUUGAGGAAGAAGAAGAAGAAGAGGAAGAAGAAUUUUGCACACCUCCAGUUACACCACCGCCAACUUUUGUGCAUUCUGAUGUGCCGUGUAAAGUGAGUGAAUUUAUUGGAGGGGGGAUAGAAUUUUCAUUUAUGAAUGGAACAUCUAUGAAAUGACAUCGAUGAAUUGGAAAUUGUUCAUAUUUUUCUAGAGAAAACGGGAAGUGUUAGCAAGUAUUGCCGGGAAUGGCUCAUCUAUUGAAAAUAUUGAAUUCUUGAAACAGUGACAUUUUUCAGCUCGGUCAUUCUUUUGAGUUUUGCUCCUUAAAGAGGGGAAGUAAUGUUUUUAAAACAUUAUCCGAGAAUUUAUAAAACUUUGAAACAGUGAAUUUUCUACAAUACUCAAAAAUCUAUUGUUUUGAAAAUUAUCAACUCAAAUUUGAAAUUCCAUCGAAAACAACUAAUUUUUUGCAGACCGACAAUGAUUUGUUCGAAGUUCUCUCCAAAAUCCCGCUAUCAAACCUCGAAAAUUUCCCGCUAAUUCGAAAAUAUAUCACAAAACUGAAUUGUCUUAAUCCAUCAGAACGAUCAAAUUGGCGAGGAAUCGAUUCUCCUAUUUUUUCGAGUGCAAAAAAGUUGAGAUUUUAA
Caenorhabditis angaria is the source of this 975-nucleotide messenger RNA. Lineage: Eukaryota; Metazoa; Nematoda; Chromadorea; Rhabditida; Rhabditidae. The record is from the annotation of a GenBank genome assembly.